Messenger RNA from Fonticula alba, 2050 nucleotides. Its product is annotated as adenosylhomocysteinase 1. The record is from RefSeq and is a predicted model, not a curated record. The transcript is spliced from 3 exons. Gene Ontology annotation, molecular function: adenosylhomocysteinase activity. Gene Ontology annotation, biological process: L-methionine cycle. Gene Ontology annotation, cellular component: cytosol. NCBI's taxonomy places the organism in Eukaryota, Rotosphaerida, Fonticulaceae. The coding region runs from base 184 to 1626 and encodes 480 amino acids.
CCCGGCCCGGCCGGCCUCCCCAGCCGCGGCCCCUGAUUUGCAUCUCCUUCCAAGACUCUCCCUCUUGGUUUUUGCUGCAUUUCGCUCCCCUCCUCUCCCCCCCCCCACCGCGACUCCUUUCGAAGUCCGGUUUUUUGUUUGGCGCACUUCACAGUCUGCCAGAUCCCCCCCCCCACAGCCAAGAUGACUGACGGUACCGCUCAGGGCUCCAAGGUCAAGGACAUGUCCCUCGCCGAGUUCGGCCGCCUCGAGAUCAACCUCGCCGAGGUCGAGAUGCCCGGUCUGAUGGCCUCCCGUGAGGAGUUCGGCCCCAGCAAGCCCCUCGCCGGUGCCCGCGUCAUGGGCUCCCUGCACAUGACCGUCCAGACCGCCGUCCUCAUCGAGACCCUGCAGGCUCUCGGUGCCGACCUGCGCUGGUGCUCUUGCAACAUUUUCUCCACCCAGGACCACGCCGCCGCGGCCGUCGUCGCUGCCGGCACCUCCAAGGUCUUCGCCUGGAAGGGUGAGACCCUCGAGGAGUACUGGUGGUGCACCGAGCAGGCUCUCACCUGGCCCGAUGGCGAGGGCCCCGACAUCAUUGUCGAUGAUGGUGGUGAUGCCACCCUCCUGAUCCACAAGGGCUACGAGUUCGAGCAGGCCUUCGAGAAGGACGGCUCCCUGCCCUGCCCCUCGACCACCACCAACGAGGAGCUCAAGAUCGUGUACCGCAUCAUCGCCGAGUCCAUCCAGAAGGACCCGAAGCGCUUCCAGAAGAUGGUUGCCCGCCUGGUCGGUGUCUCCGAGGAGACCACCACCGGUGUCCACCGCCUCAAGGAGAUGGCCAAGCAGGGCAAGCUCCUCUUCCCCGCCAUCAACGUCAACGACUGCGUCACCAAGUCCAAGUUCGACAACAUCUACGGCUGCCGCCACUCCCUCACCGACGGUAUCAUGCGUGCCACCGAUGUCAUGAUCGCCGGUAAGAAGGCCCUCGUUGCCGGCUACGGCGAUGUCGGCAAGGGUUCCGUCCAGGCCCUCAAGGCCGCCGGUGCCAUCGUCUACGUCACCGAGAUCGACCCCAUCUGCGCCCUGCAGGCCUACAUGGAGGGUGUCGAGGUUGUCCUGCUGGAGGACGUCGUCGACAAGGUCGACAUCUUCAUCACCACCACCGGCAACCGUGACAUCAUCAUGGCCGAGCACAUGGCCAAGAUGAAGAACAACGCCAUCGUCGGCAACAUCGGCCACUUCGACAACGAGAUCGACAUGGCUGGUCUGCUGAGCAACCCCGAGAUCAAGCGCCAGAACAUCAAGCCCCAGGUCGACCGCUUCAUCUUCCCCGACGGCCACGGUGUCAUCGUCCUGGCUGAGGGCCGCCUGCUGAACCUCGGCUGCGCCACUGGCCACCCCUCUUUCGUCAUGUCCUGCUCUUUCACCAACCAGGUCCUGGCUCAGCUUGAGCUCUGGAACAACCGUGCCAACGGCAAGUACGGCAAGGACGUCUACCUGCUGCCCAAGCACCUCGACGAGAAGGUCGCCCUCCUCCACCUCGGUGUCCUUGGUGCCAAGCUCACCAAGCUCACCCCCGUUCAGUCUGAGUACCUCGGCAUCGCCACCGAGGGCCCCUUCAAGCCCGACACCUACCGCUACUAAGCGACAACGUGUCCCCCCCCUGUAUGCGUGUGUGUGUGUGUGCGUAGCGGCUGCUAGCCAUGCCAUGUGCGCGCGCCCCCUCUCCGCCGGGAGCGUGUUGUCCGCGCGCGUUCUGGUGGUGUGUGUAGCGGGCCGCGGCCGGCUUUUUCCCCCCCUCCCCCUCCCUUCUCGCUCUCUCUUGUGCAUGUCUGCAUGUGCGAGAGAGAGGGGCCGAAGUGGGUGUGGGGGUGUGUGAAGGCCGGCAAUGCGCGUAGGCGCGCGCGCGCGAGAGGGAGGGCGAGAGGCGUGAGACCACCUUUUUGUGCCUGUCUGUGUGCAUGGUGUUCUUCUCCUCCUCCUUCCUCCGUGUGUGUGCCACACGGCGCCCCUCAUGCGCGUGCGCGCGUGGGGGUCUGUGGAAAAUACACAUACCCUACUUUCCUUC